AUGGAGCUCCGUGAUUGGCUGGAAUCCUCGGGACUGGGCUCCACGGAUCUCCUAGGCUCGUUGACCCGCGCCAUGGAUUCCGAACCUGCAGGCGAGGCUCGGUCGUCCCUGGCCUUGCUUGCGUCUAAUCUGAGCCCUCCUGGUCUGCCUGAGGCACUCCUGGUGGAGUGUGAAGGAUGCUCGGGGCAACCGGACUUGGCGUGCGGCGAGGCGGUGUGGGUGCUGGGAGUGCGAUACGCAGAGUGGGAGGACGAGGAGGUGGGGCGAGAGGAGGCGCAGGAGGGGGGUGGGGAAGGGGAGGGGGAGGCGAGGAGAGGGGAGGGGGCUGAGGGGAGGAGAGAGGGGGGAAGGGGUGAGGGGAGUGGAGCAAGGGAAGGCGGGGAUGUGGUGAAUGACGUGGAUGAGGGUAGAGACGGAGGGAGGGUUGAUGGGAGGGAUAAAGGGCGGGAAGGAGGUGGAGGUUUGGCGAGGGAGGAAGGGCGAGAGGGUGUGAGGGAGAAGGAAUAUGAGCGGGAUAAGGGUGGUCGGAGGGAGGAAGGUGGGGAACAAGAGGGGUUAGAGGAGAGGAGCAGUGGAGAGAGAAGUGAGGUAGUGGAGGAGGGGAGGAGUGGGGGGGCACGGGAGGAGGGGAGGAGUGGGGGGGCACGGGAGGAGGGGAGGAGUGGGGGGGCACGGGAGGAGGGGAGGAGUGGGGGGGCACGGGAGGAGGGGAGGAGUGGGGGGGCACGGGAGGAGGGUAUGAGUGGGGGCUCGUGGGAGGACCUGGUGGUGGACGUGCAGUCAAGGCUAUGGAUGACGUACCGCUGGGGCUUCCCCCCUCUGCCCUGCACUGCUGCUGCUGCUGAUGGCGCUGCUGCUGCUGCUGCUGCUGCUGGUGUUGGUGGCGCUGCCGCUGCUGCUGGCGCCUGUGCUGGCGGUGGUGGUGCUGCUACUGGUGCUGGUGCUGCUACUGGCGGUGGUGGUGCUGCUACUGGUGGUGGUGCUACUGGUGGUGGUGGUGGUCCUGGCUUCACCACGGACACGGGGUGGGGCUGCAUGUUCCGCACCGGCCAGAUGAUGCUCGCUCAGGUAACGUCUCGCUCUGGUGCUGGCACAGAUGGUGCCACUGGUGGCGGUGCUGGCGCUGUCUUUACCGCGAACACAGGAUUUUGCUGCAUGUUCCGCACAGGCCAGAUGCUGCUCGCACAGCCCAGCUGCCCGGCUGUGCCACCUGCUGGGCCGCCAGUGGAGACGACUUGGAAGCGACUCAGAAGCGACUCAGAAGCUAUUGUCUUCUCCUCCUCCACCAUCUUUGAAACUCUCAGAAAUCGUUCUUCUUUCUCCUUUCUCCGAGCUGUGCAGGCCCUGCUGUGCCACCGCCUGGGCCGCCGGUGGAGACGACAGGCUGGCAGGGAGGAGCAGGCCUACCACGAGGUCGUUCGUCUCUUUGCAGACUCCCCCUCUCCACUCUCCCCGUUCUCUCUGCACCAUUUGGUUCGGGGCGGCGCUAGGCUCGGCGUCAAGGCUGGGGCGUGGCUCGGGCCGUACCGGCUGUGCGUCACGCUCGGGAGCUUGGUUCGGGAGAUGGAGAAGGGGGGAGGGGAGAGUGGUGUGGGUGAGGUGGAGACGGGGAGAGGAGAAGAAGGGGAGGACAGUGAAAGGGAGGAAAAGAAUGGGGAUGCAGGGAUGGUGAGAAAACCAAGAGCGGGAAGAGACUGUGGUGAGCGGCAAGAAAACGGCGAGGAGGCUGGCGACUUGACACGGAGCAAGGAAGGAAGACUUUGGGGCAAGGAGGGGUCGCUAUGGGGCAAGGAGGGGCCGCUAUGGGGCAAGGAGGGGCCGCUAUGGGGCAAGGAGGGGCCGCUAUGGGGCAUGCGCGUGCAUGUGGUGGGGGCGCACCCUGGGGGGGAGGGAGGGGGAGGUGCGCCCAUGCUGUGUGUGGACGAGGUGAUGGCUCUGUGUGGCGGGGGAGGAGGAGGGGGAGGAGGGGAGGUGAGGAAGGGAGGGGGGAGGGAUGCAGAAGGUGGGGAAGCAUUGGAGGAACAAUGGGGGGAGAGGGACGGGGAGAGGGAAGGGGAGCGGGGAGAUGAGGAACGAGGCGAGGCGAGCGCAUGGCGGGCGGUGCUGAUCCUGGUGCCGUUGGUUCUCGGUGUCGACCAUAUGGACGCCCGCUACCAGGAGGCACUGCGCCGCACAUUCACCUUCCCCCAGAGCGUGGGCAUUGCGGGAGGCAAGCCGCACACGUCGCUCUACUUCAUCGGCACACACCAGAAUGAUGUGCUGUUUCUGGACCCGCACUACCCACAGCAGCGGAUUGAACAGCUUGCACGAUUGUCAGAAGGUGCGCCACUCCUCACUGUGGGCAACAGGGCCGAUUUGGCGAGCUAUGCGGUGAAGGAGGUGCCUGAGAUGGACAGCUCGUCUUUGGGAGAUUCAUGGGAAGAUAAUGAUUCCGACAUUGCCAUUGGCAGUUUUCCUUCUAACGAGCUUGAGACUCCCCGUCUCUUGUUCCGACUGUUGCGCCGUUUACGCACCCUUCCGUCCACCAAUCAGCUCGCAGCGUCCGUGCUGCCGCCGCCCUGCCACGUGUCCAAGUUCGCAUACGCGCCCUUCGAAGCCGCCAGCCAGCAGCUCUUUUCCGCGCAGCCGCGUUCUUCGCAAGCCGCGAACUCGUUACAAGCUCCUGAUUCGUUACAAGCAGCCUUCAAGCGCCCGUCGGCACCCGUCAGCAACAGCAGCGGGCCCCGCGCUUCCAUUCCCGCGCGUACCAGAGACUCCUUGUCUGGAAGCUUCCACGAAGCCGCGCCUCCAGCGUUCCAAGCCGCGUGCGCAACACACUCCGUCGGCGGGCCUUCCUCCGGUUCCGACCGUUCCGCCCCGUCUCCCGUUGCGAGCGCAGCAGGGGGGAUAUCCGCGCUGCCGCGCGCCAUGGGCGGAACUCCCUUCCCGCCGCAUGCAUCAGGCGCAUCCGGAAGCUCCGGCGGAUUUCCAGGAUUCCCAAACCCCGCCGCGGGCUCAAUUGCGGACGGAAUCGGGGGAGGAGGAGCUGGCGGGUUGGCGGACGAGAGGGCGGAAGGUAUGGCGGGGGCAAUGGCGGGCGGAGGUGUGCGGAUCCCCGGAAGCUCGUCUCCGCGGGAUGAGGCUGCGGAGAGCGCCUUCUGGGCGUGGCGCCACCACUCGCGCACCUCCCCCGGCCCCCCUGCUUCCGCCUCCGCCUCCCCCUUCGCUGUUCCUGGCGCCCCUUCCCCGUUCGCCCCCUCUGCGUUUCCUUCCGCCGUGGGUCCCCCUUUGCCUGUCCCCUUUGCCGCGGCUCCCCCCGAUGUCGCUGCAGCAGCCGCGGCUGCCAUGCUUGCGGUUACGGGUGGCGGAAAGACUGUGGCGGGAGGUUGGGGGGGAGUAGCGGGGGGGAAUAAAGCGAGGGCAGAGGAGCAUGAGAAGGAGCAGAGGCAGGAGUUGAGGAAAGCGGCUGGGAUAAGCGGAGUGGGGAGGGACGCAGCAGUAGGAGGAAGGGAUGUGAGCGGAGCAGUGAGGGCGGAUCGAGGAGCAAUGGGGGAAGGUGGCGAGAGGACAGGAGCAAGGGGAGAAGCGAGGGGCAAAAGAGGAGUGAGUGAAGGAGUGAGGGCGUGUGACGUGGUGGCCGUGGUGGGCCAGCGGGAGUUUUGGCGCCUGCAGCAGGGCAUGCAGAGGCAUGAGCGCAUAGUGCGAGCACAGCUGCUGGACCUGCAUUCACUCAUCAUAGUACAGCAAGAACUCUUCCAAGCAGACCGCCCCCCCUCCCCCGAGCCCUCCGCCACCAGCGCCCCCCUCCCCUCCGCCCCCCUCUCCCCCGCGCCCUUCCCCCCCGCCUCCUUCCCCUCCGCCCCCCUCUCCCCUGCGCCUCUCCAGCCCCUCCGCCCUUCCCAACCUCCCUUCCGCGCCUCCCCAGCUGCGCCGCACACCUGUGUCGAGGCUGAGUCGCAGGCUCGGGGAUUUCCAGGGCAAGUGGUUCGGACGGAUACGGAAGGGUUCUCUGCUGCGAUUGGUGAAGGAGGGGUUAUGGGGGGAGAGGAGCGGGAAAAUGAGGAGAGGGUGAGGGAUGGUACUGCUGGUGCUGCAGUUGGCUAUGCGGACAAGGCAAGGAGGAAGAGAAGAAGGCAGGAGGAGGGUAUGGGGGAGGGUAUGGGAGAGGAUAAUGGGGAUGAUAGGGGAAGGGGGGAGGAGCAUUGGGGGGAGUGGCAAGCGAGCCCCAGAGCAGCGUCCGUUGCCGCCCCUGCUCUGUCGCGCUCCCCUCGGGUGCACUCACAGUACACUCAGCACAAGCAGCACACCGAUUAUGUGGUGCAGAAGCGGCAGGAGCAGCAGAAAGUGCGCCACGAAGCAGAGAAUCUGGAGGAGCCUGCAGCAUCCAGCUCGCCCCAUCGCCCCACACAUGUUAGCCCCAUACACGCUAGUCCCACUCGCUGUAGCCCUGUUCGCACCCCACCUCUCUCGCGUCCCAUACCUCCUACCCAUACAGGCAAGAGCCCCAGUCCUGCCCCUGCCGUACCUCCCGGCCCCGUGCCUGUAGGUUCGGCAGCUGGUAUGGUGCAAGUGGGCGGGUCGCCGGUUUAUAAGAUGGAGCGGAAGCUGGGGAAGGGCGGAUUCGGGCAGGUGUACGUGGGAAGGCGCGUCAGCGGCGGCAACGAGCGGGUUGGGCCCAACGCCGUGGAGGUGGCAUUGAAGCUGGAGCAUCGGAGCAGCAAGGGGUGCAACUACGGCCCCCCCUACGAGUGGCAGGUGUACACGACGUUGGGCGGCAGCCAUGGCGUGCCCAGAGUGCACUUCAAGGGGCGGCAGGGCGACUACUACAUCAUGGUCAUGGAUCUGCUGGGGCCGAGCCUGUGGGACGUGUGGAACAACCACAACCAAGCCAUGUCAACGGAGAUGGUGGCGUGCCAUAGCAGCGGAGGCCCUCUCAAUAUUGGAGAAGGUGCACGAGCGAGG
Molecule: messenger RNA, 4941 nt
Organism: Closterium sp. NIES-65
Lineage: Eukaryota; Viridiplantae; Streptophyta; Zygnematophyceae; Desmidiales; Closteriaceae
Source: the annotation of a GenBank genome assembly